AUGAAUCAGGGCUUAUCCCUCUCGGUAACCAUGGGGAUUAUACUUUCUGUGGAGGUAUGUGCCUACAAAAAUGGAGAAGUGAUCAUUGAUACUGCUGCUGGGGUGCUUGGAAGAUAUGAUCCUCGACCAGUUCAGCCUGAUAGCUUAUUUCCUGUUUUUUCUGUUACAAAGGGUAUCACAGCAGGAAUGUUGCAUUGGCUGGUCGACAAGGGGAUUACCAUAGGCAGUGAACAUGUCUUUUUCAAAGCUAGUUCAACAAUUGCUCAUCCCUAA
Ilex paraguariensis (yerba mate) is the source of this 273-nucleotide messenger RNA. NCBI's taxonomy places the organism in Eukaryota, Viridiplantae, Streptophyta, Magnoliopsida, Aquifoliales, Aquifoliaceae. The record is from the annotation of a GenBank genome assembly.